This is a messenger RNA of Aspergillus affinis, 627 nucleotides long. RefSeq names its product putative RNA-directed DNA polymerase from transposon X-element. The transcript has 2 exons. Lineage: Eukaryota; Fungi; Ascomycota; Eurotiomycetes; Eurotiales; Aspergillaceae. The coding region runs from base 1 to 627 and encodes 208 amino acids. The record is from RefSeq and is a predicted model, not a curated record.
AUGGACCAAAAGGAUAUCGAUAUAGUUGAGGUGAAACCCUCGUGGCCGGCCCUUUCAGGGAUUCCCGAGGCGGUAAACGCACAUAAUCAGAAUUUUCUCAACUGCGUUUUGAACCUCAAUAAAGAUGCGCAACAAUACCUUUCAUUCAACGAAUUGAAUGAAAAACAGCUUUCCAAACUGGUAGUCAGCUUUAUACAGCAGGUAGCUGACACCUGCAAUUUUCUGCAACACGAAAUUGUAGAUAUUCUGACCGUUAACUGCCGUAUCGGCCCCGAGCUGGCCAACAUCCGGCAGACCCUUCAGAACGUCCAGGAACAGACCUAUCACACUCAAUCAAGUAUACAGAAACAGAACAACCAGUCCUGGGCCUCUGUGGUCCGCAACGCGCCUCCCCCGGCCCAUACGACCUCUUCUCACGGCUCCUCCAGCACCGCCCCGGCCACCCCGUCGGAGCUCAGCAAAGACCGCGAGGUCAUCAUUAAGCUACGGGAUGCUGGUGCAGUACGCACCUACCGACGUCUUACGGCCUCGGAUAUCAAGCAGAGAGCGGAGACAGCAAAACAGAAGACUUGCGGUCAAACAGAGGCUCUCUCUUUGGCUAAGGCGCGUUUUGUAGCUGCUAGAUAG